Mucor mucedo is the source of this 567-nucleotide messenger RNA. RefSeq lists its product as uncharacterized. The record is from RefSeq and is a predicted model, not a curated record. NCBI's taxonomy places the organism in Eukaryota, Fungi, Mucoromycota, Mucoromycetes, Mucorales, Mucoraceae. The transcript has 3 exons. The annotation marks the transcript as partial.
UUGUUGAAUCAAGAAUAUGACAUGUUGACUAUUAUAAGUAAUUGCAAAACAUUGAAAGAGCUUAAUGAUGCGGUGACAAACAUUGAUCCUUUUAACGAGGUUUCAGAGUUACCUUACAUUCGUCUUGCAAUACAUAAACUUUGUAACUCGAUCUAUAGAGACUUAUUAACAAGAGAUCAUCAUGAAGAUUGGUACCGAAUAAAUGUUUAUGGAGAUCUGUUUGAUUUUAUUUUCACAUCUAGAACAGAAUAUACAACAAAACGAUCCGAAUGCCAUUCAACAAUAAUAAAAAGACUGAAAGAACAGCAAGCUCUUCCCGAAUCUACAAAAGACGUCAAACUUGAUUUUAUUUUUUCACAUAUGAAUAAUGAAAUGACUGAUAGUUUCUUUUGUGAAGAUAAAAGUACUGACAAAGAAUCGGGCAAAGAUGGAAGAAAGGCUCAUUAUUUGCGUGAAAAAUCUUUGGAGUAUUGGACGACAUUACUGCCGUAUAGUUCUGAAAUACAGCAUCUUACCUCCAUCUCUUGUCAGUUUAAUAGACUGAAGUUAAGGGCAUUUCGCUUUUGA